GAUGGGAAACAGAACCACGUGAGUUUCCCAGAGUUCCAGCAGAACGGCACAGCGAAACAGUUCUCCCAUGACUACAUCAAUGAAGUUCUGCACGAGGACAACGACACGACGGAUCCAAAAUCAAGCAAGGAAGAUUGGGACAGUCCGAUCACGUUCACCGCAAAAUCUUCGCCUGAUGAGGAGGAGGAAUGCCCAUUGAGUGCGGCAACGGAAGGAAGCGGAAGCUUAACCAGUCAGUUAACGCCUCUGAUGGGCCCCAAAAGUGCUAAAAAAACGACCGCCAUCGAGGGUUGCCUCCCUUGGCGCAGGGACAAAAACCCAUUCAAUAACGAUGACAGUCCUUACUCAGACACUGGAAAACGUUUAUCUAAGGGUUCCAUAGACGGCGGUGAUCUGAUGCGCGUCACGACGCCCACGGCUACGGAGAGCGUGUUGCCAUGGAAACGAGAUGACGAGCUCGAGGGAUGCGGCCCUCUGCAGCAGUGCGAGUUCCCGGCCUGGGCUUCCAACAAGGAGUAUCUCGCCUACAAUUCACCCUCGGCCACCUUCUUAGGUAUUUAUUUACUUAUUUUUGCAUUCCCAGCAUCACCGUGCAUAAUUCCAUACAAUUUCACGGAUCCAUCUAGCUACAAUUCGGAAUUCUCCUGUUUGCAAUUCAAAGUGAAAACUUUGUCAAAGUUUUCCUAA
Molecule: messenger RNA, 687 nt
Organism: Nicrophorus vespilloides
Lineage: Eukaryota; Metazoa; Arthropoda; Insecta; Coleoptera; Silphidae
Exons: 5
Source: RefSeq, a predicted model, not a curated record